AUGUUGAGCCAAGCUUGUGACCCCACAGGAGGAUAUCGGGACAGAGUCAAGCGCACUCCCGGAACAGACCACCUGCGGCUGACCCCAACUAAGCCCCCUUACUUUGUACCUGACCAGCAGACCCAGAUACCUGAAGAACCAACCAACAGACCUGAAGAACCAACCAACAGACCUGAAGAACCAACCAACAGACCUGAAGAACCAACCAACAGACCUGAAGAACCAACCAACAGACCUGAAGAACCAACCAACAGACCUGAAGAACCAACCAACAGACCUGAAGAACCAACCAACAGACCUGAAGAACCAACCAACAGACCUGAAGAACCAACCAACAGACCUGAAGAACCAACCAACAGACCUGAAGAACCAACCAACAGACCUGAAGAACCAACCAACAGACCUGAAGAACCAACCAACAGACCUGAAGAACCAACCAACAGACCUGAAGAACCAACCAACAGACCUGAAGAACCAACCAACAGACCUGAAGAACCAACCAACAGACCUGAAGAACCAACCAACAGACCUGAAGAACCAACCAACAGACCUGAAGAACCAACCAACAGACCUGAAGAACCAACCAACAGACCUGAAGAACCAACCAACAGACCUGAAGAACCAACCAACAGACCUGAAGAACCAACCAACAGACCUGAAGAACCAACCAACAGACCUGAAGAACCAACCAACAGACCUGAAGAACCAACCAACAGACCUGAAGAACCAACCAACAGACCUGAAGAACCAACCAACAGACCUGAAGAACCAACCAACAGACCUGAAGAACCAACCAACAGACCUGAAGAACCAACCAACAGACCUGAAGAACCAACCAACAGACCUGAAGAACCAACCAACAGACCUGAAGAACCAACCAACAGACCUGAAGAACCAACCAACAGACCUGAAGAACCAACCAACAGACCUGAAGAACCAACCAACAGACCUGAAGAACCAACCAAGCAUUGCCCCUCACCAUAA
Schistocerca cancellata (South American locust) is the source of this 984-nucleotide messenger RNA. Its product is annotated as sporozoite surface protein 2-like. Lineage: Eukaryota; Metazoa; Arthropoda; Insecta; Orthoptera; Acrididae. The record is from RefSeq and is a predicted model, not a curated record. Bases 1 to 984 code for a protein of 327 amino acids. The transcript has 2 exons.